AGCGAAUAGAGUGCGAGGCGACUGGGUCGAACUGAAAGGGAGAUGAACUAGUCUACCUCAUAAGCAAUAUGUCAGUCAGUGAUCGAGUGCGUAAGCAACGUUAGGCGCGAUUCAAGCGCUCUAAUAGGCCUGCGGGUAGCAAUGCCUCGAGGACGACCCCGCAAGACGAAGCAGUCACCGGAUGGUGCCGUUCAUGGUGAAAUUCGGGGCGAACCGAAACCAUUGACUCUGGACGAAGUGGAGACAAAUGGACAAAUUCCUCUCGGAAAAAGUAAACCGCGGGGGAGGCCACGGCAACCACGUCCUCAGGUCUUACCACCGGAUAUAAAGUCGGAAGUGGAGAACAUGCAACAUGAUGAGACUGAAGAAUAUGCGGAGGAAGGUCCUAAGGACGAAAACCACCCUGGCCGGAAAUCCAACGUAUCAUGUGAAUUCUGCGGGAAAGUUUUCAAAUUCCGCGCCACCUUGAAGCAACAUGAACAGAUUCACUAUGGGAUCAAAGCAUUUGAAUGCGAGAUUUGCAAUCGUCGGUUUCUGCAUAAAGGAACCUUGAAAGUGCACCUUCGGAUGCAUACCGGAGAGAUGCCGUACCAGUGCCCUCACUGUCCGAAACAGUUUCGCGGUCAAACAGCCUUGGAUUGUCACAUCUUCAGGCAUACCAAGCAGGGUACUAAGUGCCCUCAGUGCUCGUCGAUCUUCGCUACGCCGUCCAUUGUGAAGCAGCACAUCCGGGAGGUGCACACAACGGAACGGGUCAACACGUGUCAGAUCUGCGGAAUUACCUACAAGCAUCUCAAGAGCUUGCGGUUACAUCUGCGGAAUCACCAGAAGCGGGUUUGCCCGGAUUGUGGGAAAAUCUUCCACAGUGUGUACGCCAUGAUGACCCAUCGGAAAAUCCACGCACAGGAUCAUUUCCAGUUCAAUUGUGGCUAUUGCGAUCGAAAGUUUGAGAAGGAAGAUGAGCUGGUGGCGCACGGUAAACUGCGAGGACGAACCUACCAGUGCGAGAUGUGCUGCCACAGUUUCAAUAAGGCAGACUACCUGGACAAUCACAACCGGAGGAACCACUGGAAGGAAUUGGGAUUGGAACAGCUGAAGAUUGCCCCGCCGAAGAAUGGUUGGAACCGGAAGGGAGUCCCAAAGCCGAAAAGAAAGGGCUUUGAGGAAGAUGGGGGUGAAGUGACGCUAGAGAUGGAGCCAUUAGAGGUAGCUUACAACGUGAAUGUUCCACCUAUUUCGGAAACGUACAUCGAUUACGUUGAGGCCCCUCAACCGGAAACUUCCUAUACUGAGUACAGCGUUCCACAGGAUCCGCAGCUAGAUGUUGAGUCGCUCUGUCAAAUUGCGAAAAACGAAUGUGAUAGCGAUUUUAAAACGAACUCGCUUGAGGUGGAACAUAUUCUGCCGGAUGAGACUCCACACGGCGUUGUACAGCAGGAAUAUCGACUGGAAUCUGACCAUGACUACGUUGGGGAUGACUUUCAUUACGAGGACGAUAGCGUGAAAGACGAUGUACCGGACGAAGAUGACGAGGAAUUGAAAACGGAAAUAAAGAAUGAACCGGAAGUGAUACAGGACAGUCCGAUGGUAUGUCCAGUGCCAACCGAAGUGCCUACAGAGCCAGAUAAGGAUUCAAUAGUGGAUGCUGUGCCCAAAUUGGAAGACCCCGAGCAGAAAGAAGAAAUAGAGAAGGUCGCCGAAGUCGCAGACGUUGGUUCGGACACAGAUGACGAUGAUAAGCCGUUGUCGACGUGGCUCCCGGAGCGACAACGGAGUACGCCUCAAAAAUCUCUUUCAUCCAACGUAGAUGAACAAACUACCGUAUUCAUCAAAAAAGAGUCCAACCAAGAAGAAGCUCCAGAAGAUGUGGUGGGCCAGCCCAAGAAAUCCCCAAUGGUAACUGUGAUUGAACAUCAGAAACCUUUGAAACGAAAACGGAUAUCCAAGAUAGCUGAUGACCUUACCAGAGUACGGCAGCAGAUCUGCCUUUUUUGCGGAGAAUCCUUCAAGGGUCGGUUGGCUCUCAAAAAACACAAAAAGACUGUUCAUCCGGAUCUGACACCGCACAAGGGGCCUUUCAUUUGCGAGAUAUGCGGUAAGACCUGCGCUAACGUAACAUCCCUAGUGUGCCAUCGGAACCGACACGACGAAUACCAACGCUUCAAAUGUGACGAAUGCCCGAAAGCGUUUGCCUUCCGCUGUUACCUGGAAACGCACAAGCGAGCCGAGCACUUGCACGAACGUCUAAUCUGUCCGCUCUGCGGGAAGCAAUUCAAGUACAGCCAGGACCUCAAGGUGCACACCCGCCAGCACGAGGACGACAAACCAUUCAAGUGCGACCAGUGUCCUUCUACUUUUCGAUAUCCCAGUGCCCUUCGGUCGCACAAGGCAAGACACGAGCAAACCGUGUUCACGUGCGAUAUUUGCAGCAAGACCUUCAAGUACGACAACAGUUUGCGGGUGCACAAGCGACUUCACAGCGGGGUGAAGCAAUAUCGGUGUAAAAUUUGCGAUCGAGAAUUCAACACCAAAGCUCCGCUAGUGAGGCACUUGGCCACUCACUCAGUCGAGCGGGAAGUGAAAUGUGUCGUCUGCGAUAAGAUCUUCUACAAGAAGGUCGACCUGGUAAUCCACCAAUCGAAGGAACACCCGAACGAUCCGAUUAUUGGUAAAACGGUCAAGAUUCACAAAUGCGAAGUUUGUGGACAAGAGUUUGCUAAGAAGAGCAACAUGAAGGCCCAUUCCUACAUCCAUGGGGAUGUGUACAAGUUCAAGUGUAAGCUCUGCGACGAUCAGCAGUUUAAGCAGCAUGCUGGUUUGAGGCAUCACUUGAUACAUUUUCACAAGAUGGAUCUGUCCAAGAAGAAAUCGGAAGGGGAAAGCGAGAAGAAGGAGGCAGAGGGACAGCAGGACCAGCAAAGUUCCACGACGGUAGAUGCAACACUGACGCCAGCGAUCACCAUUGUGCACGAAGGGGUAGAGUUUAUGGUCCAGCAUGUUCAAUGUGAAAGGUUCCGUUUGCCCUCACUGCCAAAAGCAAUUCGGAACGAAAGUUCAACUUAGGAAUCACGUUAGGACGAUCCAUGGUCUACUGGAAAGUGUCGACGGCAAGCAAAGUCAAUCAGAUUCCGCUUCCCUUCCUCAAGAUGACAAGCCUCAACAUAAAUCAUCGCUUGAAUGCAAGA
This is a messenger RNA of Aedes aegypti (yellow fever mosquito), 3185 nucleotides long. RefSeq names its product zinc finger protein 611. The transcript has 6 exons. Lineage: Eukaryota; Metazoa; Arthropoda; Insecta; Diptera; Culicidae. Bases 142 to 3063 code for a protein of 973 amino acids. Gene Ontology annotation, cellular component: nucleus. Gene Ontology annotation, biological process: regulation of transcription by RNA polymerase II. Gene Ontology annotation, molecular function: RNA polymerase II cis-regulatory region sequence-specific DNA binding; DNA-binding transcription activator activity, RNA polymerase II-specific. The record is from RefSeq and is a predicted model, not a curated record.